AUGGCUCGAUCCAAAUAUGUUCGUGCUCCUACAACUGCCAGUCUCCCCGGUGACCUUCGAAUACCCUCCUCCACGCCGUCGUUAGUCAAGACGUUCAGCAAACUCACUCGCCAGGCUUUGCUUGACCUUGUCUUCCAGUGGCUUGAUGAUCGCAAUAUCCAAAACUUUGCCCCAUAUCUUCAAGAAGUCAAUGAAGGCACUGAAAGGGAGGAUGAUGGCGACGAUGAAGGGUUUCGUCCCUAUCCCGCUGAACGCACCAUCAACGGCGUUCGCAACGCCUACCAGGAGCUGCAGUUUCGGAAGGGGGGAAAGCGUGAAGUCAUAGAACGAAUUCUCGAUGGUGAUUGGAGGCACGGCGUCACACUCCGUCAACUGGCCAUGGUCGAUCUGCGUUACAUAGACGACCACCCAUCCUGUUUGCGCUGGACAGCCCUUGAACUCGUUCAGAUCGGCGUCUUGUCCUCGAAUAACCCGUCCGCGUGUAUCCCGCGUGUUCACGCAUCCACCUUUUUGAGUGGUCUACAGCGUGAAAUCUCUCCCUUGGUAAAAGCACAUUAUCAUCUUGGCCGGUUGACUUCUCUUCCCCUCACGGUGCUCCGCGUCUUCGUUACCACCUCGCCUUACCAAAUUGCCUCUCGCCAGAACGCCGAAUCGCUUACCGACUCGUCUAGGACCAUUUAUGUUGCCUUCCCAGACAGCUGUCCCUUCAUCUACACGUCGAUCGCUUCUUCCCCAGUAGCAUCCAAAGCUGGUUCUGCCACACAAAAUUCCCCUAUAGCAACAGACUCUCGCAGUCUCCAGCGCCUGGUUCGAGAUGCCAUCCCCAAGGCCCUCUCUCUCCCCCACCAACGGUAUACUCUCAAACCCACUUCCCUAACAGCUAAGAGUCUCGAAGCCCUGCUCUCUUUCCGUGGCCCUGGCCGAUCCAAUCGCGCCGGUGGCGCAUUCAGUAUCUUCGCAGACGCCGCCUUGGAAGGCAGCCCCUUGGACCCGCGACCAUCCAGCACCGUCUCCCCGGAGGAGCAUGUCCGCCAAUCUACGUCACACCAUCUCAACACACCCGGCGGCAAAGAGAACACGGCAGCUGACUCAGAAGAGGUCUCUUACAAAAUUGGAAGGCCCCCUAAACGAUCUCUUGCCAAUAUCAGAGAAUCUCAAAUCUCAAAGAAGCGGGCUCUAGCCCUGCAGGCCCGCUUUGGUAGCUCAGGGGCCUUAUCCUCCGCGCCACUCGAUCGACUCGAUGUUCGGCUGCUUGAUGCCCUGACGGGUGAUGCAAAAACAGAGGAGCACGCUCAACAGACCCCAAUCUCACUUACAUUCACGGGGACGGAUGUUAUUGGUGGAUUUCGCAAGCUUGCGGAGCUGGGUAUCGUCGACGCGGAGCGAAUGCCUUCGUGGAUGACGGGCGAGGAAGGUGUCAGCACCGUCGUGGUGAGGGAGGGAAAGCGAGUGACAAAGGCCGGUGGAUGA
Molecule: messenger RNA, 1470 nt
Organism: Aspergillus saccharolyticus JOP 1030-1
Lineage: Eukaryota; Fungi; Ascomycota; Eurotiomycetes; Eurotiales; Aspergillaceae
Product: CENP-N/CHL4 family protein
Exons: 1
Coding region: 1-1470 (489 amino acids)
Biological process (GO): CENP-A containing chromatin assembly; chromosome segregation
Source: RefSeq, a predicted model, not a curated record